AUGCGCGGGCUUAUGAUCCCUCCUGUCACAAAAGUGACUCUUCUGCUGCUAGUUCUUUUUUCCCUAGUCGUAUGUCUCUUCCGCUUAAAUAUUUACAACCGCCUCUUGGCCAUUGCCGAGGGCCCUCAAGUCCAACCAGAAACAGACAGUAGGCCCGUUCCUAAACCCUCAAAACCAGUUUAUGCAGAUAUCUCAAUCCCCUUCUUGACAUUGGUCCCUGGCCUUUCUGUUUUUUAUCCUUGGGUCCUCAUCACUACCACCUACGUGGAAACAACAAUCCUCGGUUUCUUGGCUACUGGUGCUACCUUGCUCUACGGUGGCCGGUACUGUGAGCGUGUAUGGAACUCAAAAGAGCUCGCCCGUUUUCUGUUGAUUGUGGGUGUCAGUAGCAAUGUGGCUGCUUGGGCCACUGCCAUUUUCGAAUACGCGUUAGUCUCUGCCACUGUAGCUGAGAAAAAUGCUGAUAACUCAAACACAUCAACACCUGUUGGCAAAGAGUUUUACCUGCUACAGCCCAUCAAUGGUGGCAUUGCGUUCCAGUUGGCCUUUUUAGUAGCUCUGAAACAACUUGUUCCUGAGCACUCCAUUGUGUUGUUCCGUGGUCUUUUCACCAUCAAGGUCAAGCAUCUUGUGUUCCCAACUCUUGUUCUCUACACCCUGAUUGGUAUUGUUUACUUCCGCGAUUUGCCCUUUAUUUCCCAAGUCUGGGCUGGGUUCUUCGCGUCUUGGAUCUACCUGCGUUUCCUGCGUUAUACAUAUGUGGAUCCUGUAUUGCCAACAACUACUGCAGCCACCAGCAAUGACUCUGGGGUCUCAAUUAAAAGUGCCCCAGGUAAGAUUCGCAUUCGUGGUGAUGCUAGCGAGGUCUUUUCUCUCGCUAAUUUCUUUUACCCCGCGCUACUCCGCGAUCUGAUCCAAAGCCUGGCCACCGUGGUGUUCCGCACGCUUGUAGCAAUCAAAAUUUGCACGCCAUUUGCUCAAGACGAGGUCGAGCAAGGCAAUCUGCGUGCAUCUAUUCGAACGACAGGCAAUACUGCGGCGUCUGCGGGAGGAAAUGGUGCGGGACCCUCUUCUGCAGCAGGGCCUCGUUCUGCAGCCGAAAUUGAGGCUGAUCGGCGUAGAGCCCUAGCCCUGAAAGCUCUUGAUGAGAAACUGAAAACAGCCCAGUAG
Magnusiomyces paraingens is the source of this 1170-nucleotide messenger RNA. RefSeq lists its product as uncharacterized. Gene Ontology annotation, cellular component: Golgi apparatus; membrane. The coding region runs from base 1 to 1170 and encodes 389 amino acids. The transcript has a single exon. The record is from RefSeq and is a predicted model, not a curated record. NCBI's taxonomy places the organism in Eukaryota, Fungi, Ascomycota, Dipodascomycetes, Dipodascales, Dipodascaceae. Gene Ontology annotation, biological process: retrograde vesicle-mediated transport, Golgi to endoplasmic reticulum.